AUUUGUUCCACUCCGCCCCACUUUCACCGGGUUGCUAGGCAACAGGAGUCAGGUGACUGUCUGCAGACAGAACAUGGCUGACCUGUCAGAAGACCAAUGAGGGAAAGGCCAAAUUUAGCAUAAUCGAUCUUAUUUUUUACGUCGUUCCUGACCACACUUGAUCGUCGUGGACAGCAGUUGACCGGAGGUGUUCAAGAUGAGCGGGUUGCCGGAGGGAAUGGCAAAUGGCCCAAGCAGGAGUGAUCACUUAGAGAAAGAUGCUCAGAUCUGGGAGAGGCCGUGGACUCUCGAAGAGAUGCGGCAAACCAGUGCCAACUGGUCCUUGGCAGCCGACUCGGGCCUCUUCCUGUUCCUCCAAGACUUCUCCCAGAGAAUGCUGUCAAAGACACAUGACAUCGAAAAGCAGCUUGACAGUCUGAUCCGUGACACCAAGGCCACAGACAGCUGCUUGCACUCUGUCUUCAACGACUUUCUCAUGCUUUCCAAUACACAGUUCAUCGAAAAUAGAGUGUAUGAUGAGGAGGUAGAGGAGGCUAUCCCCAAGGCUGAUGCAUUAGAGAAACAGCCUGAGCAGGAGAAAACGCGAGAGCAGAAAGAGGCAGAGUUGAUCCCCAAGAUGCAGGAAGCUGUGAACUACGGUCUGAGAGUGCUCGAGUCCGCCUUUGAACAUCUGGACAUCAAAGCAGGAAACUCUGACUCGGAGGACGAGGAGGUCACAGACAGAGUGGAGGCCAUUCUGGAGCCCAAGGAUCUUUACGUGGACAGGCCGCUUCCUUAUCUGAUCGGUUCCCAGGCCUUCAUGGAACAAGAGGAUGUUGGACUCGGUGACCUCUCAAGUGACGAAAUGUCCGUGGACAGUGACAGAGACAGCGUUAUCGAGAGCGAAGAUGGCAAAGAAGCUGUUCAUUCAGAUGAGGACUUUGAUCAGGAGGAGGAAGAGGGUCACAAUAAUAUAAGGAAGAAGUCCUCCAUGUUGAGUUAUGAGGAUGAUGAAGACGAGGAGGACGAGGAUUCUGACAUAUUCGGAGAAUCAGACAGGGACGAUGAUGACGACCCAAAGCUGUUUGCAUGUCACAUUCAGAACACAGGCCAGUCGUCGUUCGCCGAUGAGCUGGCAGCCCGAAUCAAAGGCGAGCCAGCUAACAAACCAGAAGGAGAUCGGGCAUCAUUGGCAUCUAAGAAGAAAAGUAAAAGCAGAAAAGAACCAAAGCCUGCAAAGCCCCAGGCUGCUGAAGAGGACGGUGAUGACAUGUUUAAGCCACCAAAGAUGGAUGACGACGACUUCUCCCCGUUCGGAGGGAAAAGUGGCCUCUUCAGUGGAGGGAGAGGGCUGUUCGACGACGAUGAUGAGGGUGAUCUUUUCUCUGAGGCACCAAAACCUCCUGUGUCGGAAGAGAAAAAGGUGCAGAAUGAAAGCAUGAAAAGCACAGCUCAAACCGCAGAAUCUGUCAAAUCUGGAAAGAAGAUUCCGGCAGGUGCUGUUUCAAUAUUCCCAGAUAACAGCCUGUUCAGUUCUGGGAACGACUCUGAUUCACUGGAGAACAAGGAGAACGGAACUCCAGCUGCCCCCAAACGGGUUCCUUCAGGAGCUGGUGCUGGUGGAGGAGGAGUAGGAGGAGUCAGAGGUGGGCUGUUUGAUGAUGAGGAUGAAGAAGAUGACUUCUUCGGCGGGAAAGGCCUGACAAAGUCUGACUCUGCUGGACAGGGGAAACCCAAACCCAAGAAAGCUAUAGACCUUUUUGAAGAUGAUGAUGAAGAUGGUGAUAUAUUCAGUGAGAAGUUCAGUGCACCUGCCCAGAGUAAGAAGGAGGGAGCAGAAGAGCAGGUUAAACAGCCUGAGAAGAAGAUGCCGGCAGGGGCCAUCUCCAUGUUUGGUCCUGGGACUAAAAGCUUGCUCAGUGAAGGCCUGAAAAAACGUCAGCCGUCUACCAGCGAGGAGUCUGAGAAAUCUGAGGAGAAUGGGCCCGCUCCAGAUGCUGGGAAGGCCGCGGUCAAGCAGCCUCAGAAACCGCAGACAGGAGGCCUCUUCUCGGAUGACGAAGACACACAGGUAUUUCCAACCAUCACCAAGAGCCAGUCGAAGCCUGAACCUACCAGCCAGAGCAAAACCAGCAAGGCCCCUUUGUCAUUAUUUGAUGAUGAGGAAGAAGAGGAUCUGUUUGCGUCUGCAGCUAAAUCUAAACCAAAACCUAAUCAAGCUAAAGCCUCUACACCGCAACCCAGCAAGGCCACGUCCAGCUCCCUCUUCAGUGAUGAUGAGGACCAGUGGAUGAGCUCUCAAAGUAGUGGAGGGAAGCCAGAGGUCAAGACUGGAGGGAUGAAGCCCAGUGCCAGCGCCCCCUCCAGUCUCCCCAGUGCCAAAACAUCUCACAAAGGCAGCCUCUUUGAAAACGAAGAUGAUGAUGACCUGUUUGCUCCAACAAAAGAGUCGAGUCAGAAGAAGCCUCAGAGAGUUGCUCUCUUGUUUGAAGACGAGGAUGAUGAUGAUGAUGAUGAUAAAGGAUCCCUUUUUGGCAUCAAACCUGCUGCUGUCAACACAACCACUACAGCCACGGCUGCUAAAACACCUGCUGCAGCCUCUCUAUCAUCCUCCCUCUUUGAGGAAUCAGAAGAGGUUGCAGUUUCUAGGACAGCAGCAGAGGACAAGCCUUCAGAACAGGAGAAGCCAGCAGCCAAGGCCCCGGAACCACUCUCAUCAUCGCCGGUGCCAGAGAGCAACGAAAGUAAAAAGAAGCCGGUCGGAGCGGUCAGUCUUUUCGGAGGCAUCGACGUUCUUGCCAAAAAGCCAACAAAGAGCCCGCUGGAUGAAGUUAACAGUGAUGACAGCUUCCUCUCUAAAGACAGCCCGCCACCAAUUGACAAGAAGGAGGAGAAAGUCAAAACAAACGCUGUUAGUCUGUUUGAUGAUGAGGAGGAAGAUGAGGCUGAUUGGAAUGAACCAAUAUUCACGCCCAGUAAACCUGCAGCGCAGAACUCACUAAAGCCUGCAGAAGAGCGACCACAAGCAAAGAGCACAGGUGUGUUCCAGGAUGAGGAGCUGCUGUUCAGUCAGACACAACAGAAGGACAACGAUCCAGAUGUUGACCUCUUCGCCACCUCAGGGAAAGCUGCGAGCCCCAAGCUCAGCUCAGUGAAGCCGGCAGCACAAAGUCUGUUUGCAGAUGAUGACGAAGAUGACCUUUUCAGCGCCAUCAAGCCAAAACCUCCCCCUCCGAAAGUAGCAGAGAAGCCCAGUAAACCUAAUGACAGAGCACCACUGGCAAGUCCAGAAUCUGUUUCAGAGAUUCAGAAACCUGCACCGAGUCCUGUAAAACCUAAAGAUUCCUCAUCAAGGAUUGGGAAACUUCAAGCCAAUCUGAUGAUCAACCCUGCUGCCUUGCUCCCUGGUGCUAUGCCCAGUAUGCCAGGAGCCGUUAGUGUACUACCUGGCAUGGCCCCCAGUUCCUCCUCUGGGGUUUCUAGCGCCAGUUUGAGCCCCAGCCCCACCACAACUCCUUUAGGAGCCCAGGCAGACCGCGAGGAAGGAGUGAGCUUCGACUCCCCAGUCCAGGUUACGACACUUCAGAGCGCACACAAGAGUCGUGCCAAAGUCUCUGCACAACGGAGACCCCAGUCCAGAGCAGCAAGGCAGCAAGCAGCCCAAAGAUCUAUAGCAGAUGAAGCAGAUGCCGCAGGUGGAGAUUUUCCUGGGCCAAACCGCAGUCUCUCUCGUUUAGUCUUACCUCCACCGGAUAAGUCCAGCCAGGCGCGUGCCAGUCCGACACUACCUAACUCAGCAGCCCCCACAGACCUGCCCACUUCAUCACCAUCUCAGUCUUCUGUCCCUGAAACAUCCUCCAGACCCUCUGUACUGACACUGCCAGAAUCCACAGCCGCUGGAAAGAAAGACUCUAGUAAAGACAGCAGCAAGGUGCUGCCGGCUCCUGAUGAGGACGACCUCUUCGGCUCCGACUUUUUUGGGGCCACCUCAGUCACUAACACACCCCCCAGCAAACAAACUACCAACACUACACAACCUCAUGCCAGUAGCGAUGUGGGACAGAAGAAAGACAAAAGCACACUCCCAUCCAUUUUUGACGACAACAAUGAUGACCUUUUCCAAAAGGUCAAGCCGAGGUCAACCACUAAGAAAUCCAAGGUAUCGUCCUUUUUGGAAGAAGACGAUGACGACGAGGACAUCUUUGGUGUGAGCAACAGUUCCACUCCCUCGUCCACAAGUAGUAAAGAAAUCAAGAACAGCUUUUCGAAGCAGGACAUCUUCCAGGAUGAAGUAGCCACUGUGCCUAAAGUUCAGAAGAAGCACAAAGAGAAGACCACUGAUGCCAGCUUGUUUGAUGACAACAUAGACAUUUUUGCUGACCUGACGGACACUUUAAAGCCAAAACACAAGUCCAAGACGAAGGGAGAGACCAAGUCAAUAUUUGAUGACGACAUGGAUGACAUCUUCUCCUCAAGCACAGUAAAACCAGUGAUGAAGCCUCCCCAGAAAUCAAAGAAAACGCCACCGUCUCAAGAGACCAGUACAGCCACGGAUUCAAGCAGCAUAUUUGAUGAUCCACUAAACGCUCUCGGUGGGAACUGAGCUGUUGUUUCUGAGUAGCCAGAUUUGUACAAUUGUGGAUGAAAUUCUUUUUUGCCAUUUGGAUCGCUGAAAGAUUGGAGAUCGGAAACACUGUUGAUAGAGUAUUUAUUCAUAUGAAUUCAUAUAAAUACUGUGGCUUAUUUUUGUCAGAUAAAGUCUUAAAUGAAAAAUGAUUCCACUCAUCCUUCAAACAUCACUUCUAAAAUCAUCUCGGCAUCGGAUCAUAUUAUGUAACAGGUGUUAUUAUAUACUGUUGAUCUUUAUUAUACAUGAUAGCACUUUAUAAGCAUACCCUAUGCUUAGCCUCAAAGCCUGCAGAAAUUAACAGUAAAUUGUUUUGUUUGUUUUGAAGAUGUUUAUCCUUCUGGCUUUUCUAUGUUGAGAUUUCAUGUCUUUGUGCCAUAUCAUGGUUAUGAGAAAAAGCAGUGUGUUUACUUACUGUCUUAGGCAUUUAGACAUGUUUUUAUUAAUGAGAAAUUCAUCAGUUUCUUAACUUUGGCUGUGAUGAAAAAGGAAGUUCAUUUUUAGUAACUAAAAAGAAACAUAUUUUAUGCUAUCUGAAA
Messenger RNA from Acanthopagrus latus (yellowfin seabream), 5145 nucleotides. It is a transcript of the gene washc2c, whose product is annotated as WASH complex subunit 2C. Gene Ontology annotation, cellular component: early endosome; WASH complex. The transcript has 31 exons. Gene Ontology annotation, molecular function: phosphatidylinositol phosphate binding; retromer complex binding. NCBI's taxonomy places the organism in Eukaryota, Metazoa, Chordata, Actinopteri, Spariformes, Sparidae. The record is from RefSeq and is a predicted model, not a curated record. Gene Ontology annotation, biological process: retrograde transport, endosome to Golgi; protein localization to endosome. Bases 197 to 4582 code for a protein of 1461 amino acids.